AUGGGAAAAGAUGGCGACACUACCUCUUCUUCCGAAUAUCACCCAGCUUUAGGUGUUAAUAAUAUCAAGAAUUCGAUACUUCUUAUCCUUGAUCGUGAGAAGAUUUAUCGGAGGAUAUGUGGAAACGACUUGACUUUGUUGUCAAGAACUGGAUUUUUGGUACAAUAUCUGGAGACGAUUCUUUGUAAAGGGGAUACGGCUCAGCAAAUUUGGGACAAACUCAAGGCAAUUUUUCAAAAUAAUAAAACUACUAGAGCCGUUUAUCUUGAAAAUCAAUUCAACUCUUUGCAUCUCUCCAAUUCUUCGGACAUCUCUUCUUAUUGUCAUGAAUUGAAAAACUUGAAAGAUCAACUUGCCAAUGUUGAUCAAACCGUGUUGGAUCAGAAGAUGGUUAUUCGUUUGGUCUCAGGCUUGUAA
Molecule: messenger RNA, 417 nt
Organism: Chenopodium quinoa (quinoa)
Lineage: Eukaryota; Viridiplantae; Streptophyta; Magnoliopsida; Caryophyllales; Amaranthaceae
Exons: 2
Coding region: 1-417 (138 amino acids)
Source: RefSeq, a predicted model, not a curated record